Nicotiana attenuata is the source of this 3126-nucleotide messenger RNA. RefSeq lists its product as uncharacterized. The transcript is spliced from 9 exons. Bases 1 to 3126 code for a protein of 1041 amino acids. The record is from RefSeq and is a predicted model, not a curated record. Gene Ontology annotation, molecular function: RNA-DNA hybrid ribonuclease activity; nucleic acid binding. NCBI's taxonomy places the organism in Eukaryota, Viridiplantae, Streptophyta, Magnoliopsida, Solanales, Solanaceae.
AUGAAAUUGCCAUGGUUGGUAGGAGGGGAUUUCAAUGUGAUAUUACAUGAAGAUGAGAAAAUUGGAGGACUACCGGUACACCCGCCUGAAUAUGAGGAUUUUGCAUUUUUGUGUAAAUUCUUGUGGUUUGUUCGAGCAAGGAUACAAAGGAAGUCCAUUUACAUGGUGGAAUGGGAGGCUGCGUGUAUAUUCAAAAGAUUGGAUAGGAUAUUUGUGAAUUUUCCAUUUCAGAACAUGUUGCCAUCUAUUGAGGUUGAACAUCUAAUCAGAACUGGAUCAGAUCAUGCACCAUUGUUAAUGACAUGUGGGGAGCAGACCCCCAAUUUUGUCAAGCCUUUCAGGUUCUUGAACUUUUGGACUAAACUAACUACAUUUAUGGAUGUGGUGAGGAAUAAUUGGGAAGCUUAUUUCAUAGGGGAUCCGUUUUUGAUGUUCAAGAAGAAGCUCAAGAGGGUGAAGGCAGCACUGUCAAAAUGGAGUAGGGAAAUAUUUGGUGAUAUCUUCAAGCAACUGGCUAUUUUGGAGGACAUUGUUAGGGUAAAAGAGAUGUUGUUUGAAGAAGAGCCUUCGAUUAAAAACAGGAUUGUGCUUCAAAUGGCACAAUCUGAAUUGAAAAAAUACUUGAGUAUUGAGGAGCAGUAUUGGAAGCAAAAAGCUGGGAUGACUUGGUUUGCUGAAGGAGAUAGGAAUACAAGUUUCUUUCACAAUCAUAUCAAUGGCAAAAGAAAGAAAUUACAACUGAAGAGGAUCAAAAGUGGAAGUGGGGUAUGGAUUGAAGACCAGGAGCAAUUGGCUACAGCUGCAGUGGACUUUUAUCAAGAACAGUUCACAAAUGAAGGUGAUGCAUCUGACUUUUCCUUGCUCAAUAAUGUACCUUCAAUGGAUGUUAUUGGGGCUGAUAUACACAACAUGGUGCUACACUUCGAUGGAGGAGCUGCACUUCCUAAAUCCAUCACUCAUACCAAUCUAGUCUUGCUGCCUAAGAAACCUAGAGUUGAGACCUUUUCUGACUUAAGACCUAUUAGCUUGAGCAACUUCAUUAACAAGGGUAGGAAUAUAUUUGUGAACAUCUUAUUGACUCAAGAAAUUGUCACUGACAUAAGGUUAAGGGGAAAGCCAGCUAAUGUGGUGAUAAAGCUUGAUAUGGCUAAAGCUUAUGAUAGGGUUUCAUGGAAGUACUUAUUGCAUGUACUAAGGAAGAUGGGAUUUUCUGAGCACUUCAUCAACAUGUCAUCAAGGUUCUUUAAGUCUAUAAAGGGUGUGAAGCAAGGGGAUCCUCUAUCACCAGCAUUGUUCAUUCUGUCAGCUGAGGUACUUUCCAGAUCUUUGAAUAAGCUAUUUGAAGACAGGUCAUUUGUGGGAUUUGGAAUGCCUAAGUGGUCUGAUCCUUUAAACCACUUGGCAUAUGCUGAUGAUACUAUAAUCUUUGCUUCUCCUCAUCCUCCAUCCUUGAGCAAGAUUAUGGUGGUGUUGGGGAACAAUGAGAAAAUAUCAGGCCAGAUGAUCAACAAAGAUAAGAGUUCAUACUACAUGCAUUCCAGGAUUUCUAAUGGAUUGUGUCAGGCAGUUGGAGCUAUUACAGGAUUUGCUAAAGGUAAAUUCCCCUUCACAUAUCUAUGGUGUCCUGUUUUCUACACUAGAAGGAGGAAGGAAUAUUACGAAGAUAUUAUCAAGAAAGAAGAAGGGAGAAGCAGACAUUGGGCCUCAUGGCAAAAUCUUUGCCUUCCUAAAGAGGAAGGAGGCCUAGGUUUUAGGUCCUUACAUGAUGUGUCGAGGGCAUUGUUUGCUAAACCAUGGUGGAGGUUUAGGACCACAAAAUCUUUGUGGGUUAAUUUCAUGUGGAAUAAGUAUUGCAAGAAGGAGAUACCAACGGUGGUGCAGUUUAGAAGGGGGUCUAAUGUUUGGAGAAAAAUGCUGAAUGCUAGGGAAGAAGUAGAACAUGAGAUCCUAUGGGAAUUGAAGAGUGGAAAAACUAAUAUUUGGCAUGAAAAUUGGACUAGAUUGGGUGCACUUUAUCAUGUAUUACCUGAGGACUUUCCAAUCAAUGAAGAUCUUCAGGACGUGGCAGAAUUACGGCAAGGUGAAACAUGGGAUGAUCAGUUGCUAGAUCAAACCUUCAAUGAGGAAAUUGCAGAACAUAUAAGGCUAAAUGUACAUUAUGAAGGCAGUGAGGGAUACUGGGAUAGGCCAUACUGGAUGCCAACUCCUUCAGGCAAGUUCAGUGUUAGCAGUGCUUGGCAAAUAUUAAGGCAUAGAGCUGAUCCUAAUCAGGAAUUCAAGUUAAUGUGGAUUAAAGGCUUACCAUUUAAGAUAUCCUUCUUCUUGUGGAGAUUGUGGAGGAAGAAAAUAGCUACUGAUGACAUAUGGAGGAGGCAAGGGCAAAUGGUGAUGUCUAGGUGUUGGUGUUGUCAGCAGCCCCAAGAGGAAUCUAUUGAGCAUAUAUUUAUCACAAGUCCUACUACCUCUAAAGUAUGGAACUUGUUCAUGGAGGCUGCUGGAAUUACUGUGCCACUGAUUCAAUUGAAGCAGGUUAUAAGGCAUUGGUGGUAUGCUCAAUGUUGUCCAAAGCUAAAGCCAUUGUUUCAAGCAGUACCGACUAUCAUCACUUGGGAACUUUGGAAGAGAAGAAAUGCAGGUAAACAUGGGGGUUCAGUGUCGACAAAUAGGGUGAUUCAUGAGAUCAAUAGGACAUUGCAUCAACUGGCGAGGGCAGUAGACCUGGGAGUGACAACUAAUGUGGUGGCUGAAGCUAAGGCUAUUCUUCAAGGAUUGGAAUACUGUGUGGAGCAUGAUCUUCACCCUCUCAUAUUGGAGACUGAUUCAUUAGUGAUGAAGAAAGUGAUAGAAGGGGAAUGGAAUCCUCCUUGGGUAAUUGCAAAUGAUGUGAAGAAAAUUAGAGAGAUGAAGGACAACUUCAAUGUGAUCUUUCAACAUGUGUUCGGAGAAGGUACAUCUGAGUUUCACUCAUUCUCUAAACUGCCUAGUGCAGGGAGGAGGUUGAUUAAUUUAGACAAGUCUCAAACUCCUAACCUUAAGGUACUUUUCAGUGGUAUUAGCAUGGUCACAUGCUCAUUCUGGGGGUGCUUUGAUAGUGUACAAGACCAAUGGGAUAAGCAGUGGUAUUAG